AUGGAGGAAGAAGAAUCGCGAGAUGACCUGAAUUAUCGUAUAAGAAGGAACCUCAUUGGUGAGCUUACCUAAUCAAUUAAUUAAUACAAAAUAAACAACGAUUAUAGAAUGGUUUGGGUCGUUUGACGAAUUUUCCGAGAAAGUGAACAGAAAUGUACAGCAUGGGAUAAUCAGAGUAAGACUAAUUUCGCAAAUACUGACUGACUACCAGAUUUUUGACUGUCUUGUUUUUCGACUACCAGGAUUUUUUACUACCGGAUUGAUUUUUGACUACCCGGAUUUAUGACAACUGGGAUUUUUGACUACCGAAUAGAUUUUUGACUUUCUUUCGGCAAACGGUAAACUCAAUUCAUCGCUAUUGCCCCUCGGUGUUUGCAGACGCAAGCCAAAAUUUCCUGAAAUUAGGCUUGAGUCUGCAAACACCGAGGGGGCAAGAGCAGUAAAUUGAGUAUAUUAUUGGGGCACCGGACAGAAAUGGCGCGCUGUUCGCAAUCUGGCCGAAUUUCUAGGCCGCAAAGUAAUUUUCCACUGAAAAUGUGGCCUAACUGUUCAAACUCGGCCCCGAGGUCGCUCAAUUUGCAUCCCCGGUGAUGUGCUAGAGCUCACUUUUGGGAAGCGACUUUCACAUCCACGGCCGCCUGCACCCGGUGCUGCCUCGAAUGAAUCGAAUUCAUCGAAUUGAGCAUUUUUCUGUGAAAAUAUUUGAUCAUGAAGUGAAAAAACUUAGAAAAAAAGAAAACCCUUUCGAAAACACGUUUUUUCUUUAUUUAAAAUGCUUGUGUGCAAACACCGCUCAGUGAACCGAAUUGCUUACCGUCCCAUUGACCGGCCAAGGCUUUUUUGCAGUGGAGCGCGCUUGCAACUAGCCCGGCCAGGGCUUUUCAUUAGCCAGCCAGGGCUUUUCAUUAGCCAGCCAUGGCCGGCCAUUUGCCCAGCCCUGGUGAUAGGCAUAUUACACAUAGGCCUAUCACAGGUCCACGUUCUCAAUAGACCGAUCGCGAAUCACCUGUGUGUACGGGAUCCUACAUUGUGCAGAUCAUAAAAAAUAUGACGGGGCUGCAUUAUUGUUGACCAGAAAUCGAGUAGCCAAAAAUCUAUCCGGUAGUCAAAAAUCCUGGUAAUCAUAAAUCUAUCUGGUAGUAAAAAAUAUUAGUAGUUAAAAAUACAGGUAGUCAAAAAUCUGGUAGUCAUUCAGUAUUUCGCGACUAAUUUGGAGAAUGGUUCACAAAAAAAGUUCAGACGAAAAUGAAAAAAUGGUCAAGUCCUUUUGUUUCGUUGCAACUGCCGCAUGACUCUCCCAGUCACAUUGCAGUCCAUGUUGCACUUCAAAGUAUGCGUAAUCUCGUCGAUGAACCUCUCAGUGCUCUGCCCAAUGAGUUACCAGCACUCAAGUUGACGGCACAACAAAUCAGCGAACGUAAAAAGACGGUGAUUUCAAUGAGAAGGAACAAUAAUGGAGGAUUGGAGAAAACGGUAGAGUCUCCUGAACCGAAGCAUAGAAAAUGUGUUGAAACAUCGGAUCAAGGAAACAGGACUUGUAUGCCCAAAUGUAAGCCAUUUAUUUAACUUCGACUGCGAAAACCUACAUAAAAAUUACGGGUACCCGACCAGGUCGGAAAUUCGAAAUUUUGGCCGCGUCAAAAGUAUGCGCAUUAGCCGUUCUUUGAUAAAACGUCUAGUUCUACUAAUAUCAUCGAAAAUAGCGGGUGACGUAUACUUAUGACGCGCACUGUAUUUCCCGUUUAACUGAAUAUCAAUCUUCAGAAAAUAUGCUAAUUUUUUCGCUAAUUUUGUACUGGACGACAUGGCAUUUUGGAACAACCCCUAUAUCAAUUUCAGCAACAAACAUCAUUACGGACAAUGAGGAUCUUCACCUCACUUUCAGCUCGGAGUCCGAACUUCAUUCACCCGAAAAUGCAGCAUCAACAGAGUCGAAUACCGUCGAGGCAAUGCUCAAUAUUAUGACUUCGUUAGUGAAACCACGGCCUUUCGAAAACCAAACUCAAUUCAUCGCUAUUGCCCCCCGGUACUUGCAGACUCAAGCCAAAAUUUCUGAAAUUCGGCUUGAGUGCGCAAACACAGAGGGGGCAAGAUCGGUAAAUUUAGUAUACUUGAACAAACACGCUCUAUCAAACCGCCCGCCUGGCGCAAAGCCAAUUUUCAAAACCUUAAUUAAAAACAAGACUUUUGAAACCUGGGCCCGCUGCGCUGGUCGAUAACGCUUGUUCGAUUCUCCGGACCGUUUGAAAGUUUAUGUCAACAAUUGAACAGACAUCCACCACCACCACUUAAGAGUUAUUAAAUAUUUAAGAACAAAACUUUCUGAAAUUUGGCCUGCUGCGCUAGCCGAUCUGAUACUCGGAAGCGACUCCGUCGCAUGUUUAUCAGACUUGUCAGGUAAAGCGUUUGUAAUCUAGCUAGCUAAUUUGCGUUUCUAACGGGAACUAAUUAGAUUGCUAAUUUACUGCGAUUAGAUUGCUAAUUUACUGCGAUUAGAUUGCAAAUUCUUCUAACUGGACUGAUAAAUUUUCUAAUUAGAUUGAAAAAACGCUGAUAUUAGAUUCAAAAUUUAUCUAAUUAGAUUAAAAUUUCGAGCAACCUACUCUGGCAAUUCGAUAUUAAUCUAAUUAGAAAGUUACUGAUCUAAACGCGACCUAAUUAUUAUAGGGGCACCGCACAGAAAUGGCGCUCUGUUGAGAAACUCUUUUUGCAGUGCAAAUUGAGCGACUUUUUUUCUUUAAAAUGAGCCAGGUGGUUAGAGGUAAAUUUAAGGUUUCCGUGAGAAGUUACAGCUUCACAAUUUCCAGUCACCCGUAUACUUUGCCAGUCCGUGAUCAGUAGUCUUUGUGUAGUCUUCCGAAUACCGUGGGAAAUCAAAACUGAAAAUACAUAUUUACCACAAGUCUGCCCCCGGCUACGCCGGGAUCCAGGCUUUGCUACGGGCAUUGCUGCGCAUUGCAAAAAAAAGGCUCGCAUGAUCUCGGCUAACCUCUGGAUCUUUUCAGCUGAACUUCAGCAACUUUCACCUAACUCCUGCUCAAGAGCAGCUAAUGUUAUCCACAAAAGUUGCUGAAAUUCUGUGCAGAAGUUGCUAUCGCCUAAAAGUUUGCUAAAAGCUGGCUUAACUGCUGUUCAAAAGUUGCUGAAGUGUUGUUCAAAAGCUGAUGGCGCUGAACGUUUGCUCAGAAGUUGCUGAAGUGUUGUUUCAAAAAAAUAUGCUAAUCCAAAAGUUUUACUCGAAAGUAGGGAUGCAGAACGGGCGCUGGCGCCUAAAAUCGCAUGCUCAGGCAAAUCGUUUCUAAUCUAACUAGCUAAUUCUCGUUUCUAACCGGACCUAGUUAGAUUGCUACAGAUUUCAGAAUCUAGCUAGCUGAUUUUGCAAUCUAAGCAUAAUCUAGCUAGGUUUGCCCGAAAUUUUAAUCUAAUUAGAUAAAUUUUGAAUCUAAUAUUAGUGUUUUUGCAAUCUAAUUAGCUGCGCCAGUCUAAUUAGAAAAUUUAUCAGUCCAGUUAGAAGAAUUUGCAAUCUAAUUAGAUCCGGUUAGAAACGCGAAUUAGCUAGCUAGAUUACAAACGAUUUACCUGAGUGUUUUGCAUCCCUACUCGAAAGUUGCCGAACUUAAGUUCAAAAUCUGCUAUCACCCCAGCGUUUGCUGAGAAGUUGCAGAGGUUUACCGAGGUCCGCUGGUGGUCGAGUGGUAAAACGAGCGGUCGCAUGUUCGACCCCCGCUCGGUUUUCUCCGGUUCGUCUUUCUUUCUGCUGCGCUAAGCAGUCAGCAGACAUACAAAAAGACAGACAGACAGUCAGGCACACAGACAGACGCCUCUUGUGUUUUAUAUAUUAUUAUAGGGGCACCGGACAGAAAGGGCGCGCUGUUCGCAAUCUGGCAGAAUUUCUAGUCCGCGAAGAAAUUUUCCACUGAAAACGUGGUCUAACUUUUCAAACUCGGCCCCGAGGUCGCUCAAUUUGCACUGCAAAAAGAGUUUCUCAACAGAGCGCCAUUUCUGUGCGCUGCCCCUAUAAUAAGAUGGAUAAUUGACAGAUUAGAAAGGCCUACAUUAUCUCCUAUAUCGGACAAAUUCUUGCACAAUUUUAAAAGAGGCGUAUACUCCGAUCAAUGCCCGAACAAAUCUGAAGGACGAGACAACGGAGUUGAUGAGAAGACAUAUUUAAAAGGAGACUGCAAUCAAAGUAAAGAAUCGAUCGGACAUGAAUUCGCAAAUGUACCAGUGCCGAGAAAUCAAUGUACUCAUCGAGAGUGAGUUUCCCUUUUGUGAUUUUUGGCAAACAAGCUAUUCUAGCCGCAGACUUUCCCGGGCUGCCCGGGAAAAAUACGUUCUCGGGCCAUUCACGGGAUCCCCGGGACAGAACAGUAAGGCCCCAAACUAGCGCAAACAUUUCUCUUUUUUUCUCUCUUUUUUUCCCAGUGACACAUCUCAACAGUUCGAAAAAUAUGUAUUUCUAAUUUUAAGCAAAAAUGAGCUGUAUUGUGUAGAAUUUUCUGAAAAUCGACAAUUGUCCAUUUUCAAAAUGUGUGAACUUCCUAUGCAAAACAAGACUUUUGAAACGGCGGCUUCGCCGCUUUUUUUGUUUCGCAAAACCAUUCUAAAGUUCACGUGUCCAUUUCUUAAUUUCUCCGUCACAACUUUUUCGUUUUAGAAAUGAAAAAAUGGCCGGACAAACGGAGAAAGAAACAAAGAAAGAAAGUUACGGACAGACCCCGCUAGCUUUUUAUUAAAUAAGAAUGAUAAUUUAAGGCAUUUCAAUGAGGGUAGCUCUACCUCACCUGCUUCAGCGACACCACGGUCCUCGUCAGCAAAUCGCUUCUCCCCCAGUCAAACACGAUUCCCACGCACUGGAACGAAAACACGUGGGCAAAUUACGUUGCAUAAUUUAAAUGCCGAACGGGUUCAAAAACUGCUCAAUUUUGCUGAGCAUCGUGGAAAAAUUUUUGAAGAAAGGAGUGAGUUCACUGCUGGCACUUCUGACCUCUCAAUUAGCCGUGACAGCCCUCGUGAAAAGGAGAAAAAGAAGGUGAGUCUGAUAUGAUUUGCAAGACGUUAACGCUCGGAAGUUUUGCCGCUUUCUCUUCUUACGACCUUUAGAAAGUUCACGUGAAUUCACGUGUUCAUUUCCUAAUGUCGCCGUCGCAACUGUCUCAGGAGGCUACCCCUAGGGUUGCAGAACAGGCGCCUGCUUUCGCCUGUUUUGCGAUUUUAACGUGGAAUUUUUGCAAAACAGGCGAAAACAGGCGCCUGUUCUGCAACCCUAGCUACCCUGAACCAGAACUAUCCCGAAUCAGAACCUAUCUGCAGGUGGUUUUCGCUACGAAAAGUCGUGCUAUGGCGGGUUCUGAUUCGAAACAGUUCUGAUCCGAACAAUUCUAACUCGGCACAGUUCUUAUUCGGAUUAGCCUCCUAAGUAUUUCUGUCUUAGAAAUUAAAAACUGGAGGGAACCUAAAUGCAAGCCCGUCUAGUACUCUAGCUAGUGUUUCCAGGCAUUCAUACCACACAGGUGAACUGCGAUUUGACGUAUCUGGGGUACUCGAUUAAUCAAUCGCGGGCCCAUUUCCGUUAAUAUUGGCCAAUCAUGCGUCAAUCGCGAGCCACAUGGCUAACAAUUGAUCAACCCGCGAGCGGUUGAUCAAUCCGCGACUAACCGGCUCGCGGGUUGACGUAUCAUUCGUCUAUUAUUAGUGAUGACUUGAUAAUUGAUCAAUCGCAGUUCACCUGUGCAACUAAGCUGGUCGAACAGGCGCCUGAAAUCGCCUGCUCGACCAGCCUAAUACCAACUAUUCGUGUCUCUGUAUUAUAGGGACACCGCACAGAAAUGGCGCUCUGUUGAGAAACUCUUUUUGCAGUGCAAAUUGAUUUUUGGCGACCUCGGGGCCGAGUUUGAAAAGUUAGGCCACAUUUUCAGUGGAAAAUUACUUCGCGGCCUAGAAAUUCGGCCAGAUUUCGAACAGCGCGCCCUUUCUGUCCAGUGACCCUAUAAUAACUUUUGACUUAAAUUUUCUUCAAAAUGUUUUUCACAUGAUGCAUACUUACGUUCAUGAGCCGUAAUCUUAUGGGGCUAUUCAGGGGAUGAAAAAAUGAUUGUUUUCCGUUUUUUCCCUAUUCAGCGAUGUUAAAAAAUGAAAAAAAAACGGAAAGAAACGCGAUGCAUGCGGCUACUGUGAGAGACGUUUUAUGAGUGGAUUUAUUAUAGGGUCACCGGACAGAAUGGGCGCGCUGUUCGCAAUCUGGCCGAAUUUCUAGGCCGCGAAGAAAUUUUCCACUGAAAACGUGGCCUAACUUUUCAAACUCGGCCCGAGGUCGCUCAAUUUGCACUGCAAAAAGAGUUUCUCAACAGAGCGCCAUUUCUGUGCAAUGCCUCUAUAAUACGAGAAGGGGGAAUUUUUUUUUCUAAUUUUUUAGCGAAAUUGCCACGUUUGCCCGCUAUUUUCAACCGAUUUUCAACGGAAUUUCUGUUCUUAUUUAUCUGUGAUAGUGACUGAUGCGAAAUUGCCACGUUUACCGCUAUUUCCGACCGAUUUCGCUUGAAUUCUUUUUUUUGGAUAGUUUCGAGUGCCUCGUCAUAUCGUUCAAAACAUUGAGCUUUUCGGUGAAAAUCUGUUCAAAAUAGCGGGGAAACGUGGCAAUUUCGCUGAAAAAUUAUAAACAUUUUCGUAAAUCCACUCAUAAAACGUCUCUCACAGUAGCCGCAUGCAUCGCGUCCGGGAAAUCGCUGCGAGACCCGCCGGAAAAAAAACGCUGCGAACAAUGCAUUUCUUUCCAUUUUUUGACAUCGCUGAAUAGGGAAAAAAACGGAAAACAAUCAUUUUUUCAUCCCCUGAAUAGCCCCAUAAUCCCAUUAAUCACAAAUAUUUUUUCCAGCUCGAAAGAAAUUCUGUCGACAGGUCGCCAGUGAUAGCAAAAAAACCGAAGAUGAAACACGAAAUUUCUGAAGAAUUAGAUGCUCCGUUCAAGCAGAAGAAGCCCGUCUUCAAUUCUGCAAAAGGCUUGCAGAACUUGAGUCCUCGACCUCCAUCUCCUCGAUCCAUUAACUCGGAUACGCCGACUUCUUUAUCUAGACCAUCAUCAUCACUUUCUUCGCAUGAAAAUUCUGUCAGCCAGCUACAAAAAACAACGAAGAACACCGAACAAAGUACAACAAAGUCUAUUUUGGAUAAAAAGCAAACGCGAUGGAGUUGUCAGUGGGAGCAUGCAAAGUUGAAAAUCGUUCAACGAGUCCCAAUCCCUGAUCCUACCAAUCCGCACGCAAAAUUGAAAGGAGAUUUUUAUCAUGAUCUUGCAAAGGGAUGGAAAAAUAAAGCUGAUAAAAGCAAAGAUAGGGUGUUACGUCCAUUAAACUAUAUGCUGUCAUCUGUGUAUUUCGUGCUAGAAGCUAUCACAAAAUUGGAAAAAGAGCGAACUCCCCAAUCAAGAAUGCAGUGUGCUUCGAUUUUCAGGGACACAUAUGAUUUACUGGGGUGAUCAAAAUGCUUGCGAAACGCAUCCAAUGAGGUAAUUUCAGUGUUGCGGUUUUUCAAGGUGUCAGAGAAACAGAUGAGUCUCUCGCCGUCCAUUUCCUACCACGCAUUAAGAUAGUGGGGCAAAUAAUGUUAUCGGUCAUGCAAUAUCAGAUAUAUCUUUUCCGAUCUGAGGUGAGAUGAGACAGCCACAAUGUUUGAACGAUAAUUUUUUAGCAAGCUAUCAAAAACUACACACGGCUCGAAAUGCGUACACUUCCGGAAUUUUACGAAAUUCGUCAAACGUCGGCAGCUUUUCCAGUUACAGAUAGCUCGAAUACAUCUAACUUAGUAGCGGGAAAACCUUUACCGCCAUUGACGCAAACGCAGACUAAUAUUUCUUGCACUUCCGCAGGUUCAACACCACCGAACGCGCAAAUAGGCACUUGGAUCACAAGCGUUUCUAAUUGCCCUACGACAGUAUAAUAAUUAUGAUCACAAACGAAAAUGGUGCAAUUUCAGGUUACCAUGCCGCAAGUUAUUUUUGACACAUUAAAGUCACAAGUCAAGACAUCUCACUCAUUGAUUUUAGCGAGUCGGUACUGGGAAGAUUCCAAAAGUUUGGCCAGACAGGUAGACGUCGGCUUCAUCAAAAAGUACGUUCGUUUUAAGUACCGAACCGAAUUGAUUACGCGGAGCAAUAGCGGCACGCAAAGUAAAGGCAUUUUUGUUACCGUACACCAUUUUUCGAUACAAGAAAAUUUUAAAAAAACUGUCCGUUGUUUAAUGGCGAACUGUAACAGUGGUCUAACUGUGCGCGUCCCAUCCUGUAGAAUUGCAGCAAACUUCGGCCGGCAAAAUUCAACUUAUUUUUUUGACACGGCACUAUGCCGUGUCAAAAAACAAAAACGCUUAAAGUACUCAAAUCGAGAAUUUUCUUCUGGUGGAGAACGCUUAAAUUUUUAAGAGACCAAAUCUUAUUCAAGAAUUCUUCUUUGUUUCUAAUUAAACGGUAUUUUUAAGUAUUGAAGCUGUAUGUGGUAAAUCGCUGGGAAUGGAUAUGCCGUUCGAAGUCCUCGCCCAAUUCGUACUGACUGCUGUUGGAAGUCUGAAGUCCGAAUAUGAAGAAGAACAGAAAUUACCUGUUAAGCCGGUGUUAGCAAAAGUACGGACAGCUAAGUUUUUCAGAGAAAUGUACGUAUAUUAUGACAGGUAAAACCGAUUCUCGACAUUGCUAUAAGGAUAGGAUCCUUCCAUUCAUUAACAACAGAAAGACAGAGCCGUCCUACCCAGUCAACACCUCAGUUGAUUGCUUCUACUCGAGCACCCACACCCCUAUCCGUCCAGAACAGUGCUAAAUGA
Messenger RNA from Caenorhabditis sp. 36 PRJEB53466, 8811 nucleotides. The record is from the annotation of a GenBank genome assembly. NCBI's taxonomy places the organism in Eukaryota, Metazoa, Nematoda, Chromadorea, Rhabditida, Rhabditidae.